GUCAAGCUCGUGUGCUCACUGCCCACUCACAGCCCCUCCCACAGAUUCUUCCGUCUAAACUCUGACGAUCUUGUUGAAUUGAAUUAGCACCAGUGGAUUGCCAAGGGAGCUAGCUGUGAAAGGGAAGCCCUGGGGAUGACCGCCAUAUCGAGCGAUUUCUCUGCGGUGAAUUAGUGUUAGUUUUUUUCGCAGCAUUCAGCUGAAAAGGUUUUGGGUGAGUUGGGUGAGUUGCGGUGGGGUAAGGGUGAGGAUGAUGGCCAUGGCAGCAAUCGCCGGGACGCAAUGGGCAGGGUCGUGGGCGCAGCAGAGAGGGGAUGCGGUUGAUGCAGAGAGAAUUUUAAGUGGGAAGAGCAUAUUUCAGACGUUGAGAGUGGCGUGGAGUGUCCAAGACCAAGCGCUGCGGCAGCGCUGCAGUCUUCUCAGGGUGACGGGGCUGAGUGGUUCGUGUGGGAGACCGGGGCGGAAAUGCUUCAGAGUGACGGCUCAAUCGGAGGUGGUUAGUUCUGUUUUCAUCCCUUUUUGAGUUUGCUACAUGGGAAUUGACGCCACUCCUCCUGCCGAAUGUGUUGUCUAUUUUAGGGUAAAGAAUUCCACUCCACGAACUGCUGAGUGACGAAACACCCUGGCCUCGACCUCGCUACAGCAAUUUCGCAUUUCGCAUUGUCAAGUCUACUUGAGCAGCUGCGAGUAAUUAAAACAGAUGACGUGGCUAUGGAGACGGCGUUGAGGGCUGAAGAUUCUCUUCAAGCAGAGCAACCUGCAUCAGGAGCCUCAGAUUCCGAAGGUACGAUGGUGAAGGUGCGUUUUGAGCUUCAAAGAGAAUGCCAGUUCGGACAGCAAUACAAAGUUGUGGGUGAUGAUUCUCAAUUCGGUGACUGGAACCCUAGUGCGGCUAUUCCCUUGAACUGGACUGAAGGCCAUGUGUGGACUGCUGAAGUGAGUGUACCUGAAGGGAAAAAUAUUGAGUACAAAUAUAUACUAAUAUCCGGUGAAGAAGGGGAGGUUGAGUGGCAACCCGGAUCAAACCAUGUGCUGGAAACAGUGACUGGAGCUCCCUCCCUUGUGCUUUCGCCACCAUGGGAGGGAAUCACGCAAUUCGCCGAGCCUACAGAAUCCACGUCUGAUCAGCUUCAGGAGGUGCAAAGUAGCAAUCAGCCUGAGGUUCAAAGUGCUGCACCUGAUACUGGGGAUUGGGAAUCUACUCGUGAGGAAGCAAAUGCGUCAGUUGAGAAAGUGGCGGAUGCGGUAGCUUUUGCUGCUGCAGGUGCCGUCGAAGCAGGGGUAAAGGCCGCAUCUGUUUUAGAGGGAAACUUGGAUUCCGUUGCAGAGGAUAGGACUCGUACUGCGGUUGAAGUUCCUGUUGUUAACGUAGCUCUGGCUUCCGUUGUCGACGCCGCGCUUGUCACAACCACUGCUACACCUGCUGAGGAGCCCACAACUACGAAUGGAGCUGCAGCAACUGCAGACACUGCAACGGAAAAGGAGCAUAUCAAAGCAGAGGAGCAGAUCAGAAAGGAUGAGGAGCAGCUAAGUAGAGUAGAUCAACCCAGCAUAGACAAUCUGCAGCUCAGAGCAGAGGAGGAGCAAAAUGCUCCGAAGCGCCUGAACCCAUUUCAGAAAGAUAUGGAGUGGUUGUCUAAGACCCUCUUUGCUUAUACUGCGUCAUAUCAGAAGUGGCUUUGCAGCAUGUUUGUUACAUCGAGAGUAAGUGGGAUGACAACGGUUCUCUGGCACAUGCAGGUGCAGAAACUUCGACGAGUGAGGGGAGAAACAACACAAAAUAAAUUUAAAAACAAAACGAAACAAAACAAACAUUGAACAAGUCAUGCUCAAGUCAUGGACAAGUCAUGAUUCGUGCUUCAGAAAUAGGGCUAGUUAACUUGCUUGAGGCCAUGGUUGAAAUGGCCUCUUGGGUCGGAGUAAAAUGCCAUUGUGAACCUGCGUUCAAUGUCGGUAUGUUUUGUGCAUAUGUAGGCAGAUUAUUCCUCAGAGGGUUACUCAAGAGUAAUUAUAAAGGCAACGUUCCUUAGUAUACUUUUUGAAAUUCCACUUAAUUUGUACAAGUCAAACAAAACAUAUUUGAUUUCACGCUUACACUAUGCCAAAAAUAAAAAUAUAUUAUAGAGGA
This is a messenger RNA of Physcomitrium patens, 2128 nucleotides long. RefSeq lists its product as uncharacterized. Lineage: Eukaryota; Viridiplantae; Streptophyta; Bryopsida; Funariales; Funariaceae. Gene Ontology annotation, cellular component: membrane. Gene Ontology annotation, molecular function: starch binding. The record is from RefSeq and is a predicted model, not a curated record.